AUGUUUAGAAGGAUUAGAGAACGAUUUAGACGUCGGACGCCGACAAAACCUAAGGAGGAUCCUAAAGAGGAGGCCAUGAAGGAGGAGUUGGAGAAAGUAGCAAGAGAGAUGGAGGAAUCUAAGGUGAUGCAGAAAAAGCUAGUGGAAGAGAGACACCUGUUGGUGAAGAAGGUGGCAGAGCUGAAUGCCAUUGUAGCUUCUGAGCAAAAGCAACGGGAGCAGGACAUGGAGGAGAGGGACGCCAGACACCAGCAGAACAUCAGCGAGCUCCAGGCUUCCCUGAAACUCGGUGAGGAACGGGAGAAGACUGCAGAGCAGGAGAGAGAGAACUUGACAAAAGACAGAGAGCAACUGGAGAAACGUGUCGCACAGCUGGAGGCCACUUUGGCUUCUGAGCAAAAAAAACAGGAAGAAGAAAGAGAGAAGGUCAAGAAGGACAUGGAGGAGAGGAACGCCAGACACCAGCAGAACAUCAGCGAGCUCCAGGCUUCCCUGAAACUCAGUGAGAAAUGGGAGAAGACUGCAGAGAUGGAGAUAGAGAGCUUGAUAAGAGAACAAGAGCAUCUGGUGAACCACGUUGCACAGCUGGAGGCCGCUUUAUCUUCUGAGCGAAAAAAACAGGAAGAAGAAAGAGAGAAGGCCAAGGAGAGGAACACUGCACAUCUCCAGAACAUCACCGAGCUCCAGGCUUCCCUGAAACUCAGUGAGGAGCGGGAGAAGACUGCAGAGCUGGAGAGAGACAGCUUCAUGAAAGACCGAGAGCGACUGGAGAAACGUGUUGCUGAGCUGGAGGCCACUUUGGCUUCUGAGCAAAAAACAUCGGAGCAGGAAAGAAAGAAGGCCAAGCUAGAAAUAGACAAGAGGAACCCUGCACAACUCCUGGCUUCCCAGAAACUCUGUGAGGAACAGGAGAAGACUGCAGAGCUGAAGAGAGAGCGCUUGAUGAGAAACGUAGAGCGACUUGAUAAAACCUUUGCACAGCUGGAGGCCACUUUGGCUUUUGAGCGACAAACACGGGAGCAGGGAAGACAGAAGGCCAAGCAGGACAUGGAGGAGAGGAACACUGCUUACCUCCAGAACAUCACAGAGCUCCAGGCUUCCCUGAAACUCUGUGAGGAACGGGAGAAGGCUGCAGAGCUGGAGAGAGAGAACUUGAUGAGACACCAAGUGCAUCUGGAGAACCAUGUUGCACAGCUGGAGGGAACCUUGAUUUUUGAGCAACAAAAAUGGGAGCAGGAAAGAGAGAAGGCCAAAUUAUACAUGGAGGAGAGGAACACUGCAUACCUGCAGAACAUCACCAAGCUCCAGGCUUCCCUGAAUCUCUGUGAGGAACGUGAGAAGACUGCAGAGCUAGAGAGAGGGAGCUGGAUGAGAAAACGAGAGCAUCUGGAGAAAAACGUUGCAGAGCUGGAGGCCACUUUGGCUUUUGAGCGACAAAAACGAGACCAGGAAAGAGAGAAGGCCAAGCUCUACAUGGAGGAGAGGAAAACUGCAUACCUCCAGAACAUCACCGAGCUCCAGGCUUCCCUGAAACUCUGUGAGGAACGGGAGAAGACUGCAGAGCUGGAGAGAGAGAGAUUGCUGAGACACCGAGAGCAUCUGGAGAAACAUGUUGCACAGCUGGAGGCCAAUUUGGCUUCUGAACGAAAAAAAUGGAAGCAGGAAAGAAAGAAGGCCAAACUGGACAUAGAGGACAGGAACAGUACACAUCUCCAGAACAUCACCGAGCUCCAGGCUUCCCUGAAACUCUGUGAGGAAUGGGAGAAGACUGCAGAGCAGGAGAGAGAGAGCUGGAGGAGAAACCGAGAGCGAAUGGAGAAACAUCUUGCUCAGCUGGAGAGCAGUUUGGCUUCUGAGCGAGAGGACCAUGAGCAGGAAAAAAACAAGCUCAAGCUGGACAAUGAAAAGAUGAACACCACUCUCCUGGAGAAAAUCACCAAGCUCAAGGUUUUCCUGGAACUUGGUGAAGAAAAACAGGAGAAGGCAGAGCUGAAGAGCAAAACGGAGCAAUUGGAGAGACUGAGAGCAAUUGAAAAAAUGUGCAGAGCGAGAGCACCGGAACCAGGAACAAUAGAAGUCCAAGCACGAUGCCUGCAAGAAGAACAGCAGGCAGUGCUUGGACAAACGCCUGGAGAACGAAACUUCUCCAAGCUCAAGGGUUCCCUGAAAAUCUGUGAGGAACAACAGAAGAUUGCAGAGCAGGGGAGAAAAAAGAGGAUAGGAGCCUCAGAGCUACUGAAAAAAGCUGCACAGCUGAACAGAUUGACACUUCAGUGCAAGAGGAACAGGAGCAUGAAAAAGAGAAGAUCAAGCUGGACAUGGAGAAGAGGAAAGCAGCUCCAGAACAUCACCGAGCUCCAGGCUUCCCUGAAAAAAUGUGAGGGACGACAGGAGAUGGCACAGCUGGGGGCCGGUUUGGAUUCAGAGCAAGAGCGCCAGAACCAGGAACAACAGAAGAACAAGCAGGAUGGCCUUGGGCAAACACCUGGAGAACGACUGCAGCACUCUAUAUCUAUAUUUAUAUGCACCAGCAUGCGCUUGGUGAAUGUCCAGUCUUACCGCAACGGAAAGGUUUCUCUGGCUGAACCAGGUUUUGCAGCAGAGUGGAUGUCUUCGGACCCAUCACACUUAAAACAGGGGCAAUACUCUAGACAUCUACACAACAGCGCUUCUAACCUCAAUCUCAACCUCAAACCGCCAUGCAGUAAGUCGCUCAGGCUGCAUGUUACUGCCAUGACCGCGGUGUGUGUGGUCAUCCGAGACAUUAAAGAAGACAACAUUCUCCUGAACACUCUGGAAGUGAAGCUGAUCGAUGUCGGCUCUUCUUUUCUCCAUAAAGGUGCACUAGGUAAGAUUUCUUAAAAUUAAUUAAGAUCAGGUAUCAGUUAAAUAGGUGGAGCUGAAGAAAAUUUGAAUGAUUUUUUUCUUACUCUUUGAACCUGUCCCGCCUUUUCCCCACCCAUGAACACAAAGCAGUGGUUCAGGCAGGGUUAGCAUGCUAACUAGAGUUAGCAUUAGCAUGGACUGUCAUAGCAUCACUU
This is a messenger RNA of Pangasianodon hypophthalmus (striped catfish), 3041 nucleotides long. Its product is annotated as trichohyalin-like. The record is from RefSeq and is a predicted model, not a curated record. NCBI's taxonomy places the organism in Eukaryota, Metazoa, Chordata, Actinopteri, Siluriformes, Pangasiidae. The coding region runs from base 1 to 2862 and encodes 953 amino acids. The transcript has 5 exons.